AUGCCUGAAUGGAAUGGUGAAUUGAUUGGUCAGCUGGGGGGUGCGGGGCCCCAUCUGGAGAGAUGGAGGGUGGUGGUGGGAGAGAGUGAGGUAGGAGAAGUGAUAAGUUCUCCUCCAGGUGACUGGUGCUGGGACUAUGAACCCCGAGACCCUGCUUUCACCCAGGUGCUUGCCAAGCCUGCUUUGUGUGUGCUGCUCCUGGCUAUCCUGGGCUCCGCUCUAGGGCGCGGCGGCAGGCGCAGGGACUGCAACGUUCCCGACGUGCUUCGACAUUACCGCGCUGUCAUCUUUGAGGAGUUACAGACUGUGAAAAACUUGACGGGCGCCGGGGCACUCAGGCGCCGGGGACGAGGGCGAGCAGGGGGAGCCUCCUGCCGGGCAGAAAAGGAGCACCGCAUCUUGAUGUCUAUCUCAUCCAUGGGACGCGCUCUGCGCAAGACAGUGGCAGGGACCGGGGCCGGACCUGGACGCCGCCGCGGAGCCCUGGAGAAGGCUGUGUGGACGGUGGCCAUGCACACUGAGGCAGUGACCCGAGAGUACUGCGGGACUCUGCAUCAGCGAAGCCAGAAGCGGCUGAGCCAGGAGUGGCAGGAGCGGAAGCGGGGUCCGGAGAUGGAGCCAGAGCUGAACCUGGAGCCGGCCCUUGCCCCGGGUCGGAGUCGGGGUCGGGGCCAGAGACGGCGUCUAUUGGGAGCCGUGGAACACUUGGCAGCCUGUUGGGAGAAAUUGUUCUCUCUGCGCUCCUUGGCUUCGGCCACUGGGAGCUACUAG
Messenger RNA from Dromiciops gliroides (monito del monte), 771 nucleotides. RefSeq names its product chromosome 2 C20orf204 homolog (gene C2H20orf204). The coding region runs from base 1 to 771 and encodes 256 amino acids. The record is from RefSeq and is a predicted model, not a curated record. The transcript is spliced from 4 exons. Lineage: Eukaryota; Metazoa; Chordata; Mammalia; Microbiotheria; Microbiotheriidae.